Helicoverpa armigera (cotton bollworm) is the source of this 2669-nucleotide messenger RNA. RefSeq names its product glucose-dependent insulinotropic receptor. Gene Ontology annotation, cellular component: plasma membrane. Lineage: Eukaryota; Metazoa; Arthropoda; Insecta; Lepidoptera; Noctuidae. Bases 297 to 1763 code for a protein of 488 amino acids. Gene Ontology annotation, molecular function: G protein-coupled receptor activity. The transcript has 4 exons. The record is from RefSeq and is a predicted model, not a curated record. Gene Ontology annotation, biological process: G protein-coupled adenosine receptor signaling pathway; adenylate cyclase-activating adrenergic receptor signaling pathway.
AAUCUAAAAUUGACAAAAACAACAUAGAUCUAUCAGCUGCCACAAGUGAUUGCUCAACCGCAUCAGUGCGGCGUAAUGUCGACAUUUUACUAAUAUCGCGUGACCCCAGAAACAUUCUUAGGGAACCACAAAACAUGUAAAUCAACUCAUUAUACAGAAAACCGCGAGCAGAGUCAGUGUCAUCGUCAAGAUGCCGUAAUGUUUGGCUUCAUUCUUGACUGUACCCCGACGGCAUUUACAUGUGUUCGACAUUCAUUUUAUUUGCGAAAUUCUAAAUGGUGCGGUGACUCAGAAACAUGGAAACAAACAUUUCUGAUUUUAAAAGCAAUGUGACUUUAGAUGAAGUGAUAGAUUUCUUUAACUUAAACCUUUCUAGUGUGAACCAAAGUGAAGUGACACAGAUUCAUCUGUUUGAUUUGUAUGAGGCCUACAGAACAAUUGAGAAGGAACAGUUGAUGGUGUACAAGUCAGUGGCUUACAUUAUCGGGACACUUAUUAUUUUAAGCAAUUUAACCGUUGUCAUUUCUAGCGGACUCAUUCUGAGAAAAGGUCAACAGCCUAAGAGCACGUACCUACUGCUCGGAAAUGUUUCCCUAGCAGACACCAUCGUCGGGUUCUCCCUAAUAUUUGGAGUCACAGUGGACAACUCUGUGAGUUCCAAUCCCUUGUGUAUCUUUCAAAUAGGUAUGCUGGUAUGUCCAGCGAUGGUGUCCAUCUUUAGCGUAGGCCUCAUCGCAGUCGACCGAUACAUCUAUAUUCUCCAUGGCCUGUACUAUCAGAGAUGGUUCAACACCACUCGUGUGAGAAUCGGCAUUCUCUGCAUUUGGAUGAUAGGUAUAACGCUAGGAUUCAUGCCAGCGACUGGAUGGACUAACACAGAGUUGAUCCUCACUAGAUGUUAUUACGUCGCUCUCUUCCCUGGAACUCUUAUACUUAUCAACUCUUUCCUUAGUAUUGUGCCAAUUCUAGUAUCGCUUAUACUGUAUUCCAUAAUAUUAGUACAUGCGCUAAAAACAGUAAACAUACUGAAUACGAGCAACAAACAUGUGAAAGCUCGAACUGCUAGAGAACACUCAAAGUUAAGGAUUUCAAGAGGAACCGUUAAAAACACAUCUAGCACUCAAUCGUCUUAUAUUUCUGAUAAAAAUCCAACUCCUAAAUUAACCAAAAGUGCAUCCUAUAACAACAAUUAUUACGAUAACAGAGAUGACAUUGUUUCAAAUUCGAACAUUCAACCUAAAUCUAAAAGCGAGCUUGAUCUCAAUGUACAUCAAGUGAUGUCGUCAAAUAAUUUUGAAAAUAUGGAGAGUCAGGAUAAAACUAGGAACGAGUCGAUAGCUAGCGUUUAUACUAUUGAAUCUCAAAUAUCAAAUCUUAAUCCUGAAACCCCGAACCUUAAGACAUCAAGGUUCCAAAAUAAGGUGAAGCAAAUCUGUAAUGUGAACGCUGUAGUUCGUAGACCAAAAGAACCAAAUAAAUGGAGGGCCAUAACUAUAGUUAUGUUAACUUCUGGAAGUUUCCUAGUAACUUGGAUGCCGUUUUUCAUAACUGUGAUAGCUUUUGUGUUUUGUGAAGAUAAGCUAACGAACCCUAGGUGUAUGCACAUAAGGACCUUGCUUGGAGGUCCGUUAGCAACUUUGGCGUUUUUAAACAGCAUAUUAAAUCCUUUGAUAUACGCAUGGUGGCAUAAAGGUUUUCAAAAAUCUAUUAAAAAUUAUUACCGAAUAUUUAUAGCAAAUCAUAUUUGUAGAAUCAGUAGGUAGCGUUUUACUUUUUUGCUAUGUGUAUAGCACACUAACUAAGUUAUUCUUGUGAUCUUGUCCAUGACAUGUUAGCUCUCUUUAGUUCACUAAAAUGGUGAUUUCGAUCCACUAACUCCUGAAUCCAGGUUUAAUAAAUUGUAGAAGUCUAAUAAUUUAUGUACUUACUCAGGACUUAGGUAUUUCGAAAUGUUAGAAUUUGAGUAGAUUAUCUACUCAUAAUAUGAUGUUAAAAUGUUAGGCUAAGUAUUGCUAAUGUAGCUUUAUGUAGAUUUAUUAAUACUUAGAGCACUGAAUUCAAGCUAGUCAAUCAAUGUUUUAAAAUGAUUGUAACGUAGUUAUGCCAAUAUGGUUACCUCUAAAUUGAGUGACUUGAAGAUUCAGUGCUCAUAGGUGUUUAAGUAUUUUUAUGUUUGUGAUAACGUAAUCUAGUUUUUAAAUAAUAUCUGUAAAUAAUUUGCCUGCGUAGUUGUGUAAUAUAAUACCUAAGUAUGCUCUUAUGAUAAAGCAGUAAGCCGACAAGUAAUUGACUUUCAUAAUGAUCUGACCCACUUAAUUUCGAAACUAUAAGGUUUGGAUGUCAUUAUGUAAUGUUCACAACCAGAAUAUUUACCAAAAAUAUAAGUAAAGAGUAAUCAGUGCGACUUUCAAAUUAAGCAUGGACUUUUAGUUUUUCACAAAAACUAACAAAAAAGAAGAUACAGCUUACAACACCUUAACCCAAAGCUCAACUACAAUACAUUGAUUUCCUUUACAAUCCACACAGGUAUAUUUAUAUCAACAUUACCGGCGAUGGGGUGGACUGGCCGAACCUUCACAGACUACAGGUGUUGGUACAUCGCUGUCUUUCCCUCUGCCCUUCUCCUCGUUCUAUCCAUCGUAGUCCUCUCAGUUAUCAUCAUGGUCUGC